This is a messenger RNA of Pterocles gutturalis (yellow-throated sandgrouse), 2268 nucleotides long. It is a transcript of the gene JMY, whose product is annotated as junction mediating and regulatory protein, p53 cofactor. The record is from RefSeq and is a predicted model, not a curated record. Gene Ontology annotation, cellular component: cytoplasm; nucleus. Bases 142 to 2268 code for a protein of 708 amino acids. Gene Ontology annotation, molecular function: Arp2/3 complex binding; actin binding; transcription coactivator activity. Gene Ontology annotation, biological process: Arp2/3 complex-mediated actin nucleation; 'de novo' actin filament nucleation; positive regulation of apoptotic process. The transcript is spliced from 10 exons. NCBI's taxonomy places the organism in Eukaryota, Metazoa, Chordata, Aves, Pterocliformes, Pteroclidae.
GACGCAGAGCCCGCGGGGGAGGAGUGCAGCUGGGCCGGCCUUUUCUCCUUCCAAGACUUGAGGGCUGUGCACCAGCAGCUGUGCUCGGUCAACUCGGAGCUGGAGCCCUACCUGCCUGCCUUCCCCGAGGAGCCCUCGGGCAUGUGGACGGUGCUGUUCGGAGCCCCAGAGCUAUCCGAGCAGGAGAUGGAUGCUCUCUGCUACAACCUGCAAGUUUACUUGGUUCACAGCUUGGAUACCUGUGGCUGGAAGAUCCUUUCGCAGGUGCUCUUCACGGAGACUGACGACCCUGAAGAGUAUUAUGAGAGUCUGAGUGAGCUGCGACAGAAGGGAUACGAGGAGGUGCUGCAGCGGGCCCGCAGGCGAAUCCAGGAGCUUCUGGAAAAACAUAAGAACACGGAAAGCAUGGUAGAACUGCUUGAACUGUAUCAAUUGGAAGAUGAAGCCUACAGUAGCCUUGCAGAAGCUAUCACAGAGCUCUACCAGUACUUACUACAGCCAUUCCGAGAUAUGAGGGAGCUUGCGAUGCUUAGAAGACAGCAGAUAAAGAUCUCAAUAGAGAAUGACUACCUAGGCCCCAGAAGAAUUGAGAGUCUGCAAAAAGAAGAUGCUGAUUGGCAGAGGAAAGCCCACAUGGCUGUGCUUUCUAUUCAAGAUCUUACAGUUAAAUACUUUGAAAUAACGGCUAAAACACAGAAAGCUGUGUAUGAUCGAAUGCGAGCAGACCAGAAAAAAUUUGGUAAGGCAGCAUGGGCAGCAGCAGUGGAACGUAUGGAAAAGCUUCAGUAUGCAGUUUCAAAGGAGACAUUGCAGUUGAUGCGUGCUAAAGAAAUCUGUUUGGAGCAGAAGAAACAUGCACUGAAAGAGGAGAUGCAGAGCCUGAAAGGUGGUACAGAAGCCAUAGCCCAUUUGGACCAGUUAGAAGCUGAUUAUUAUGAUCUACAGCUUCAAUUAUAUGAAGUGCAGUUUGAGAUCUUGAAAUGUGAAGAGCUGCUGCUGACAGCACAACUUGAAAGCAUAAGAAGACUGAUGUCAGAGAAGAGAGAUGAAGUGGUAUAUUAUGACACUUACGAAAGUAUGGAAGCCAUGCUUGAAAAAGAGGAUAUGGCAACAUCUAUACACUUGCAAAAAGAGGAGCUGCAAAAGUUACAACAAAAAAUCCGCCAGCUGGAAGCAAGGCGUGGACGUAUUUCAGCCAAGAAAGCCUACCUCAGAAAUAAGAAGGAGAUCUGUAUCGCAAAGCAUAAUGAAAAGAUCCAGCAGCGCCACCAGGGUGAGGAGGAAUACAAAAUGCACCAUGCUGUUCAGCUAAAGCGAGAUCAAUUACAAGAUGAAGAGGAAAGAAAGAGCUCCUGGGUGAGUCAAGAACGACAGAAAACACUGGACAGACUCCGCAAAUUUAAGCAGCGGUACCCUGGGCAAGUAAUACUUAAAUCAACAAGACUACGGCUGGCGCAUGCCAGAAGAAAAUGUGCAGCCAGCUCAGUGUCCUGUGUCGAUCAACCUCAAUCUUUGCCAGCAACCAUACAAAUCCAAGAGAAAAGUGAAGAGGUGGAAUUGGAAAAUGCAGUUCAGCCUUUGCAAGUUCAGGAAUCCACAAGCUUAGAACAACUUAAUGAUAUCUCGUUACCUCCCAAUUGUGUUGCCUCCGAACUGCCUCAUAUUAGUACCUCUCCACUCACCAGUAACGAGCUUCAACCAGAGACUCUUGCUGUAGUACCACUUCCACCCCCUUUGCCUCCACCACCUCCCCCUCCGGCUCCACCUUUGCCCUCCAAGGAAGAUGCCGCUAAAUCCUUAGAGAAAAGCAACAGCUUGGUUAAACGUCAGAGUGAGGAGAAGGGAGUUCAGCAUUCUUCUGGUGUCCCACCAGCACAUCUGUUUGACAGCAGUCAGCUAGUCAGUGCCAAGAAGAAGCUUAAGAAGACCGGUGAUCUGGAGGGUUUACCGAAAAGGAGAGUGAGUUCCCCGAUGGAUGAAGUGCUGGCUUCCUUGAAACGUGGCAGCUUUCACUUGAGAAAAGUUGAGCAGAGAAGUCUUCCUCCUUUUCCUGAUGAAGAUGAUAGCAAUAACAUCUUGGCACAGAUCAGGAAAGGGGUGAAACUGAAGAAAGUGCAGAAGGAUGUUUCGAGAGAAUCCUUUACAAUUCUGCCUGAUACUGACCCUCUGACAAAGAGCAUCCAUGAAGCAUUGCGACGAAUUAAGGAAGCGUCACCUGAAUCAGAGGAUGAAGAGGAGAGUUUACCUUGCACAGACUGGGAAAAUUAA